Molecule: messenger RNA, 4301 nt
Organism: Paramisgurnus dabryanus
Lineage: Eukaryota; Metazoa; Chordata; Actinopteri; Cypriniformes; Cobitidae
Gene: inpp4ab
Product: inositol polyphosphate-4-phosphatase type I Ab
Cellular component (GO): cytoplasm
Molecular function (GO): phosphatidylinositol-3,4-bisphosphate 4-phosphatase activity
Source: RefSeq, a predicted model, not a curated record
GCGGAGUCUCGCCCUGCAGCAGAGAAGCGCGCAGGAGGCAGAGCGCUGGAAUUUGGCAACAGAGAUUAGAAAGCAUCUUUAACUCUUCCCAACGAUAUGGAUUGACAUAGCGACCCACUGGGAUAUCAAAGAGGAGGGAACAGCCACACACAGGAGUGUGUGCUAGGCUCUAUGUGUGUGGGAUUCCAGCGCUCCUGUUAUUCUAACCACAACACGCACACAAAACCACCCUGCCACAAUGUCACGGAGGGAACGGCCGUGGUCGGUGUACAGAGCCAACACACUGGAGCUUUCUUCAGAGAUGCUUGGACUCGCAUUGGCAGGAAACAGCCAAGACCCCGAUGAGCCAGUACUGGAAUUCAGUCUUGUCUGCAGCGAGCUGUCCACGCCGUCCCUUGACCGAAAACCCAACAGUUUUGUCGCUGUGAGCUGUACAACGCCCCCUCAGGCUUUCUGGACCAAACAUGCACAGACGGAGAUCAUCGAGGGUACAAAUAAUCCCAUGUUCCUCAGCAGCAUGGCUUUCUUCCAAGACUGCAACAUUAACCAGCAUACACAGGUCAAGCUGUCCGUGUACGACGUGAAAGAUCGGUCACAAGGAACGAUGUACCUUCUCGGCUCAGCGAUGUUCACAGUAAAGGAGCUUCUGCAGGAGAAGAACCACAUCCUUAACUUACCUCUCAGGUCGGCAGAAAAUGAGCAUGUGGGAAAUAUCACAGUCAUCGCCUGGCAGCUGGAGGAGAAGAGAGAUCAGCAAACACCAAUCAAACAACUACAAGACACCAUCAACGGCAGGACCGUCCUUUCUGUGGAUGAAAGUCUGACAGAAUCGGUGGGAGUUCGAGCAAAAUACGCUUCACUGUGGAAAGAUACGUUUCUACGAUCUGUGUUUGGGGGCACCAUGUGUCGUAUGUAUCGUUUUCCAACCACGGACGGAAAUCAUUUACGCAUCCUGGAACAGAUGGCCGAAAGCAUCUUAUCUCUCAACAUCCCGCGACAAUUCGUCAAACUAUUACUGGAAGAUGAUUCCACCAGGGUAUCCGAGCUGGAGGAGUUGGGAGAGUUGUCUCCGUGUUGGGAGAAUCUUCGGCGACAGAUCGUGACGCAGUACCAGAGCGUCCUCCUGACCUAUCAGGAUACGAUCACGGACCUGCAGGACUACAAAGGUCCAUCAUUUAAAGCCAGUAAUCUAAAAGCAGAAAGAAAGUUGGAGUUUAUGCCCACCAACCUACAUGUACAAAGAAUGAGAGUUCAGGACGAGUCUGCCUUUGAUCACACUUAUGAUGUGGUGACGCUCGGUGCCCCUGCAGCUCACUGUCAAGGCUUCAAAAAUGGUGGUUUGCGGAAACUCCUCCCAAAAUUCGAGGAAGCAAAGAAACUCAUUUAUGAGGAGGAAUGCAGUGCUCUGUCCAGCUCCCAGUCCAUCGUCUACAUCCCUCAGGAUAUUGUCCGUGCCAAAGAGAUCAUUUCCCAUAUAAACACGCUCAAGACUCAGGUCAGCUACUACACCGAACGAUUGUCACGUGCUGCUAAGGAGCGUUCAGCUAAUGGCAUGGAAAGAACCCUCGCCAUCCUGGCAGAUAAGACACGACAGCUGGUGACCGUGUGCGACUGUAAGUUGCUGGCGUCUGCAGUGCAGGCUCUGAACGCAGCUAGACCAGAGUACAUUGCCUCUAAAAACUCACCCUCGGCUGACUUAGAGCAGGUGGUGCUGAGGAACGAUCAGGACACUCUGCUGGCCAAGUGGAGCGGCGGGAGCAGUCGUUCGUCCCUCCAUGUGGAUUGGCAUGAGGAGGAAUGGGAGAAGGUGUGGGGGAAUGUAGACAAAAGUCUGGAGUGUAUAAUCCAGCGAGUGGACAAACUGCUUCAGAGGGACCGACUGCACACCAGCAGCAACGAGGACAUGCUCCAGAUUGACCAGCAGGGCGGCACCAGUAAGAAAGGUAACGAGAAAAGAAAAGCCUUCUGGAUCAACCCUGUCUGCAUGGAGGAGUCUUCCUCAGAACCACAGCAGCAGUCACCCUCACCAUCAUCAUCAUCAUCACCUGAUCUGAACCCUGCAUGUCCUGCUCAUGCUGAAACAUGUGCCCAUGGCAGCAGCAGUAGUGGAGAAGAGAGUUACCCAGGUGAAUGGAGUGAGGUCCUCUAUCCCCUAUUGACGACUUUAACGGAGUGUGUGGCCAUGAUGAGUGACAAAGCCAAGAAGUCUAUGGUUUUCCUGCUUAUGCAAGACAGCGCACCUACCAUCGCAAUGGACCUAAAUCUGCAGUAUCGGCGAGACGUGGUCUUCUGCCAGACACUCACUGCUUUAAUUUGUGGCUUUAUCAUCAAACUGAGGAACUGUCUCCGUGACGACGGCUUCCUGAGACAACUCCACACCAUUGGUCUGCUCGCUCAGUUCGAGUGUCUAUUAAGUACUUUUGGAGAGGAGUUAGCCAUGUUAGAGGACAUGAACGUUGGAAUAAUGGACCUUCGGAAUGUCACGUUUAAAGUGACGCAGGCCAUCUCUACCUCCUCUCCCGACAUGCUGCCGGUAAUCACCGGAAAUCGAAACGGGUUCAAUGUUCGCAUCCCUCUACCAGGAAGCAUGUUUGACGCGUUGCCGAGGGAGAUUCAGAAUGGUAUGCUCCUUCGGGUACAGCCAGUGCUCUUUAAUGUGGGCAUCAAUGAGCAGCAAACGCUUGCUGAGAAGAUUGGAGACACGUCGCUUCAGGAGGUCAUCAAUGUGGAAAGUCUGGCACGACUGAGCUCCUACUACCAGCAGUCUAAGGAGGUUUUGCCUGAUGACUGUCUUCCUCACUCUCGUAGUCAAACCUGUCUCCCAGAACUACUGCGGUUCCUCGGUCAGAAUGUUCAUGCUAGGAAGAAUAAAAAUGUAGACAUCUUGUGGCAGGCUGCUGAGAUUUGUCGACGACUGAACGGAGUUCGCUUCACCAGCUGUAAAAGUGCAAAGGACCGUACUGCAAUGUCAGUGACUUUGGAGCAGUGUCUGAUCCUGCAGCACGAACACGGCAUGGCACCGCAGGUCUUCACGCAGGCCCUGGACUGCAUGCGCAGUGAGGGCUGUCGCCGUGAGAAUACCGUGAAGAACAUUGGAUGUCGCAAGUAUGCCUUUAACAGCCUGCAGCUCAAGGCCUUUCCUAAACAUUACAGACCUCCCGAUGGCACUUUUGGAAAAGUGGAAACCUGAUGAGACGCGUUUAGAAGGAAUUGAUUCAAUUCAUCAAUCAUAGUGUAGCCCAGAAGUCCUAUACUGUAGAAAUUCAAAACCUUAAAGCAGCUGACUGAUUAUUAAUGUACCACAUUAUGGUGUCUUCAAGCUAAACUACGGUAAAACAGCAAAAGUUAGUUGAUAGUUAUCACAUAUUUACAUUUCAGAGAUCAGCUUGAAGUGGAAAUGUUUACUGAUUUGUAUUUUUAGAUACAGACAAAACCAGUAGGGAAAUAGUUGCAUAUCUGAUUCGUUCUCAAUAUCACUAAACCCCAUAUCUGUGCUACUGUAUCUCCAGUAAUGCUGUAUUUUAUCAUGUAUGUCCUCUGCUUUUCCAUAUACACGUGCACAGUUGUGUGUAGUGUGCUUUGUCUUUUGCCGCAUUACAAUAUUUUUUCCUUUUGGCCUAAAGUCCUCACAUUUCAUGCCCGUGUUAUUCCUCCUGUGUCAUGUUCAUAUUUUGGUCAACAACUUUGCAGCAUUUCUUGCUAAACAUGCAAAGCCUUUGCUGUCAAUUUCCUGUUGAUCAUUUUAAACCUCGUACAUUUAUUAAAUAAUGUAUGUAGUCUAUUCUCUGCCAAUAGAGAUGAUCGGAGCAAAGUGAUCAAGUGAUCAAACAUAGCGGGCAGCAAUGUUUUUUUAAGAGCUUCAUAUACAGAUGAUUUAGAAACAGUGUUCAUGGCCUUUAAUAGGUUGUCAUUUUGUUCUCGUUUUAAUGGGUUAUGUUUUUCAUAAACAUGUUUUUGCUUACAAAGCACCUGUUUGACUUAUGCUUGCACUUUCCAGAGCGACUGUGAAAUGUGAAUCUGCAAACUUUUUGUAUUAAAGGGUUUUUUUUUUGGUUGUGCACUGUCAUUUCUCUUUUUGGACACAACAUUGUUUUAAUUAUUAAAUGUUUAUACAAAUUUAUUUAAGAAAAAAUAUGUUCACAAAUAUUUUGACUGAUCUUGAUUUGUAUUUAUUUGUUUUUAUGGUACUGAUCUUACUGUAUCUUAUACGAUGCCCUUAGAUAUUAUGUCUGUCUAGAACAGAGUUCUGCUAUAUUAUUAAAAUACUGUCAUCAAUAUAUGAUGCUAUUAAAAUGAAAGUA